AUGGCCCACCAAGCCCAAAUCCAUGAGUGGCAAGAGCGGUCCAAGGCCUUUGAGCCACUCGACCUCAAGAAAGUUCAGCAGCCAUUGACCGAGCUUGACAAUCAUCUCACCCUUCGAUCAUAUAUCGUUGGCUAUAGUCUGACAGAUGCAGAUCUGACAGUAUGGAAGGCACUGAGAAGCAAUCGGAUCGCGUUCGGAUACAUCAAAGGUGGAGCUCUCGUCAGUGUAUGGCGAUGGUUCAGCUUCAUUGCCGAGACCGAGAACCCAAGCAUCGAACAAGCCAAGCCAACCGAGAAAACGGUUGACGAAGGUGCGAGCUACGACAUUGGUCUACAAGGCACUGAAAGGGGUGUAGUCACUAGGUUCCCACCAGAGCCGUCUGGCUACCUUCACAUUGGCCAUGCUAAGGCUGCCCUGCUCAACGAGUACUUCGCACACAAAAAGUACAAGGGCACGAUGAUCUUGCGCUUCGAUGAUACAAAUCCCAGCAAAGAAAAGCAAGAGUAUCAAGACUCGAUCGUCAAGGACUGCGAACUUCUGGGUGUCAGGCCUGAUAAGGUUACCUACACUAGCGACUACUUCCAGGAUUUGUACGAUCGCUGUGUGCAGAUGAUCAAGGAUGGCCAUGCCUACGCCGACAACACUCCGCAGGAGCAACUCCGUGACGAGCGCGAAAAGCGCAUCGAAAGUUCUCAUCGCAAUGCUUCUGUCGAGGACAGCCUGGCUCACUUUGAGGAGAUGAAGUCAGGCAGUGAGGAGGGCACGAAAUGGUUCAUCCGCGCCAAGAUGGAUAUGAGCAGUAACAAUGGCGCCAUGCGAGAUCCUGUCAUCUAUCGCUGCAACCCCGAGCCACAUCACCGCACGGGCAGCACAUGGAAGAUAUAUCCCACGUACGACUUUGCCUGCCCUGUUGUCGACUCAGUCGAAGGCAUCACCCACGCUCUCAGGACGACCGAGUACAAUGACCGAGACCCGCAGUACCAGUGGUUCAUCCAAGUACUCAACCUACGAGGCGUAUACAACUGGAAUUUCUCACGCAUGAACUUCAUCCGCACAUUACUGUCAAAGCGCAAGCUUACCAAGUUGGUCGAUUCCGGUAUCGUGUGGGGCUGGGACGAUCCUCGUAUGGCCACAGUCAGAGGCAUCCGAAGACGUGGUAUGACCAUCCCGGCUCUCCAGGAGUUUAUCCUCAAGCAGGGUCCAAGCAAGAACAUCAACUUUCAGGACUGGACAUCUUUCUGGGCUACGAACAAGAAGUACAUCGACCCUGUCGCUGGCCGCUACACCGCUGUUGAGAAGUUGAAUCAUGUCAAGUGCACUAUAGCUGGUGCUCCAGAAGCAGCUCGUACGGAGGAGAGAGAGCUUCAUGCCAAAAAUGCUGACGUGGGCAAGAAGAAGGUCGUGUUCAGCAAGAACAUUAUCCUUGAUCAAGCCGAUGCUCAGAGCUUUGCGGACGAUGAAGAAAUCACCUUGAUGAACUGGGGCAAUGCUAUUGUCCGCAAGAAGCACUACUCGCUCAACCCACUCAACAUGGCGGCUUCAGUAGCAGGCGCAGACUCACGUACCGUGACCAAGCUCGAGCUCGAACUCCGUCUUCAAGGUGAUGUGAAGAAGACCAGCAAGAAGAUCACUUGGCUCUCGACAGAUCAGGAGCUUGUGCCUGUCACGCUGUACGAUUUCGACUACCUGAUCACGAAAGACAAACCGGACCCGGAGGACUCGCUGGAAGAUAUCUUGAGCCACGACACCGAGUUCAAGACCGAGGCGCUGGCUGAUUGCAAUGUGGCGGAGCUGAAGGAGGAUGCAAUCGUGCAGUUUGAUCGGAAGGGCUUCUUUAGAAUCGAUCGGGCUUUCAAGCAUGGUGAGAGUGUCAUGGCAUUCAAUAUUCCGACCGGGAAGAAGAUGUGA
Recurvomyces mirabilis is the source of this 1908-nucleotide messenger RNA. RefSeq names its product glutamate--tRNA ligase (gene GUS1). Gene Ontology annotation, cellular component: cytoplasm; cytosol; methionyl glutamyl tRNA synthetase complex. Gene Ontology annotation, molecular function: ATP binding; glutamate-tRNA ligase activity. The transcript has a single exon. Bases 1 to 1908 code for a protein of 635 amino acids. Gene Ontology annotation, biological process: glutamyl-tRNA aminoacylation; translation. The record is from RefSeq and is a predicted model, not a curated record. Lineage: Eukaryota; Fungi; Ascomycota; Dothideomycetes; Mycosphaerellales; Teratosphaeriaceae.